AUGUCGAUGGGUGGCAUGUCAAUGGGCUCCAUGGGCCACAUGCACAUGGGCGAUGGCGCUCCGGAUCUUUUCUACCUUCAGAAAAUGUAUUGGGCCGUCGUCGGAAGCGCCAUUGCAGCCGGCACACUUGUUAACGGUCUAAAUCGCUUCCUUGCAUUUCAAAGACUUCGGGACUCGACGCUCACUCCGUCAAAACCAAAAUCGCUAUUUUUCAACACGUAUGCCACUUUUACCGCGAUCACCCGGGAGGCAAGCUACGCGACGCUGCCUCCGUGGUCAUUCGGUGGUCGCACCAUUCAUUUUGCCCCGUUAGGACCCUUGUCGGUCAUUCUCGCAAACCUCGUCGUGGUUCUGGUCUUCUGCUUCUACAAGCUGGACACCCUCGACCAAUGGAAGUGGGAGGAUGUCGGCUACCGGACGGGGUUCGUCGCUAUCGCCCAACUACCCUUGAUCUUCCUGCUGGCGGGAAGACAAAAUAUCAUCGGUUAUUUGGUCGGCAUGAGUUACGAGCGUCUAAACUGGUUCCAUCGCUGGGUUUCCCGGACGCUCUGGCUCACGACGACGAUUCACAUGGGAUUCUGGUUUCGCAACUGGGGACGCUACGAUUAUAUCACCUACCAGCUGAAGAAUGAUCCUCUGUCCCAGCGGGGUUUUGCUGCCUGGGUUAUCCUGACGUUUAUUGUCCUGUCGUCCGCUGCACCCGUCCGACGCUUGAGUUACGAGUUCUUCGUUCUCCAGCACCUAGUGACCUUUGUCGGAUUCAUCGCUGCCGUGUGGCUUCAUGCCCCCGAGGAGGUCAAGGUUUGGGUGUGGAUUCCCAUCGGGUUGUUGGUGUUCGACCGAGUCGCUCGUUACGCCUGGGCAACCUACGCGAACCUGUCCAUCUUCCAUCGAUCGAAGAAUAACGGCCAUGCCCUUUGGGCCAACCGUGCAACCUUCACGCCUUUGCCCGGAAAUGUCACUCGGAUCACCAUCGACAAUCCUGGGAUCCGAUGGAAACCCGGUCAGCAUGUUUUUCUGACUUGUCACUCGGUGGUACCACUCCAAAGUCACCCGUUCACCAUUGCCUCCAUCCCCGAAGACAACAAAAUGGAGUUUCUCGUUCGAGCCGAGAAAGGCGGCACCCAGCGAUUCUUCCGGUACGCUUCCAAAAACCACCACGUCUUAGGCUCUGCAGAACCUAAGCCAGAAAACCGACCCCGCGCCGUCUUCCUUGAUGGCCCGUACGGGGCAAUCAGACCGCUUCGUCAGUUCGACAGUGUCGUGUUGCUGGCAGGAGGCAUGGGAAUCACGUUCACGCUGCCAUUCCUGCGGGAUCUCAUCGCAGCAUGGAAAUCACAAGGCGCCGAAUCCACGACUCGCCACGCCGUGACCAAGCGCAUCCGAUUCGUUUGGGUUAUCAAAUCACGGGCUCAACUCAGCUGGUUCGAAACCCAACUGCAGUCAUUGCUCGCCGACGCGGAAAUUUGCCAAAGUGCCCAGCAAGACCUGGUCCGAGAACUUGACCUCAGCAUUUACGUGACCUGUGAUGAGAAGCUGGAGCCUCAACCAGCGGCCGGACAAGCGCAAUGCUCGCAGGUUCCGCCUGCCCCAACCACCACCACCACCACCGUCAUUGCGAAUCCCGAUUCGAAAGAGAAGUUCCCCGCCAAGACGGACCAGAAAGAAACCAUCUCCGUCAACUCCGUUUCGGAGUCCACCGACUCUGGCUGUCUCCCGGGCGGCGGAUGCUGCUGCACCACGGCAAUCGAGGACGAGGACGAGAUCACCGAGCACAACUGUACUUGCUCCGGACAUGCUGCGCCAUCCGAGCCCAAGCCUCAAGCUUCAGAGAAGGACGAUGAGAUAGCAAUCGAUUCGGAAAAGCCCAAAACCGAGGUGAAAUACAUCGAAUCGGACUCCCAACAAAACAUCAAGUACCCCGAUCUCAGCGUGUUGUCUGGUCGUCCUCAGCCGCGCAAUAUCAUCCGCAAGGUCCUAGAGAAGGCCGAGGGUGAAAGCGCGGUCGUUGUCUGCGGGCCCGAGGGACUCUCGGAUGAUGUGCGUCGCAGCGUUGUGUAUUUGAGUGAUGACCGGGCCGUUCACAAGGGCACAGGGGCCCAAGGCAUUUACCUGCACGUUGAAAAGUUCGGGUGGUGA
Molecule: messenger RNA, 2139 nt
Organism: Aspergillus steynii IBT 23096
Lineage: Eukaryota; Fungi; Ascomycota; Eurotiomycetes; Eurotiales; Aspergillaceae
Product: ferric reductase family protein
Exons: 2
Coding region: 1-2139 (712 amino acids)
Biological process (GO): intracellular iron ion homeostasis; copper ion import; iron ion transport
Cellular component (GO): plasma membrane
Molecular function (GO): ferric-chelate reductase activity
Source: RefSeq, a predicted model, not a curated record